AUGACAUCUACAAGCGGAACCGCAGUCCUUCUUAUUGAUCCUUACAACAACUUUAUUCACUCUGAGGUGAAACACAUGCAGAAACUGAUCCAAGCUGCAAGAGCUGCGCAUAUCCCAAUCUUCUAUUGCUUGCAUCAGCAGUACAAACCGGGCAAUUAUGAUGGGUGGAACCGUGUGACGUUGUAUCAUAUAGGGAUGAAAGAAGGCCGUGUGAUUGAGGAAGGCAGCUGGGGAGCUCAGAUUUAUAAAGGAAUAGAACCCGACCUUGCGAACGACGAUGUAGUCGUAUCAAAGCACUGGAACGCCAGUUCGUUUCAGAACACUGAUCUGGACUACCUACUUCAUCAACGCGACAUCACCAAAUUAGUCUGCGCAGGUAUGACUAGUAACCAGUGCCUGGAAUGCACAGCGCGAUAUGGCAAAGAGCUGGGAUAUGAUGUGACACUGCUUUCUAAUGCGACGGCUGGCUUCACAAUUGAACAAAAGGAUGCAGCUGUCAAUUUGAUCUGGCCUUUGCUCGUGGAGCGCGUCAUGACCGUCGAAGAAUGGGCCGAUAGUAUUGGCGCGCCGAAGCAAUAA
This is a messenger RNA of Trichoderma aggressivum f. europaeum, 579 nucleotides long. RefSeq lists its product as uncharacterized. The coding region runs from base 1 to 579 and encodes 192 amino acids. The record is from RefSeq and is a predicted model, not a curated record. NCBI's taxonomy places the organism in Eukaryota, Fungi, Ascomycota, Sordariomycetes, Hypocreales, Hypocreaceae. The transcript has 4 exons.